Acanthosepion pharaonis is the source of this 2262-nucleotide messenger RNA. The record is from the annotation of a GenBank genome assembly. NCBI's taxonomy places the organism in Eukaryota, Metazoa, Mollusca, Cephalopoda, Sepiida, Sepiidae.
AUGAUUCUCCUCUUCUUCCCCGACUUCCCCCAAUUCAGAUUUCGUAUGAUUCUCUCUCUUUCUUCCCCGACUUCCCCCCAAUUCAGAUUUCGUAUGAUUCUCACUCUUCUUCCCGACUUCCCCAAUUCAGAAUUUCAGAUUUGUAUGAUUCUCCUCUUCUCACCCGACUUCCCCCAAUUCGGAAUUUCGUAUGAUUCUCCUCUUCUCACCCGACUUCCCCCAAUUCGGAUUUCGUAUGAUUCUCCUCUUCUCCCCGACUUCCCCCAAUUCGGAAUUUCGUAUGAUUCUCCUCUUCUCACCCGACUUCCCCAAUUCAGAUUUCGUAUGAUUCUCCUCUUCUUCCCCGACUUCCCCCAAUUCGGAUUUCGUGAUUCUCCUCUUCUCUUCCCGACUUCCCCAAUUCAGAUUUCGUGUGAUUCUCCUCUUCUCACCCGACUUCCCCCAAUUCAGAAUUUCAAUUUCGUUCUGAUUCUCUCUCUUCUUCCCCGACUUCCCCCAAUUCGGAUUUCGUAUGAUUCUCUUCUUCUUCCCCGACUUCCCCCCAAUUCAGAUUUCAUUUCGUAUGAUUCUCACUCUUCUUCCCCGACUUCCCCCAAUUCGGAAUUUCGUAUGAUUCUCACUCUUCUUCCCCGACUUUCCCCAAUUCAGAUUUCAAUUUCGUAUGAUUCUCCUCUUCUCCCCGACUUCCCCCAAUUCGGAAUUUCGUAUGAUUCUCACUCUUCUCCCCGACUUCCCCAAUUCGGAAUUUCGUAUGAUUCUCCUCUUCUUCCCGACUUCCCCCAAUUCAGAUUUCGUAUGAUUCUCCUCUUCUUCCCCGACUUCCCCCAAUUCAGAAUUUCGUAUGAUUCUCACUCUUCUCACCCGACCCCCCCAAUUCGGAAUUUCGUGUAUGAUUCUCCUCUUCUCCCCGACUUCCCCCAAUUCGGAAUUUCGUAUGAUUCUCACUCUUCUCACCCGACUUCCCCCAAUUCGGAAUUUCGUAUGAUUCUCACUCUUCUCACCCGACUUCCCCAAUUCAGAUUUCGUAUUGAUUCUCAAUUCUCUUCUUCCGACUUCCCCCAAUUCAGAAUUUCGUAUGAUUCUCCUCUUCUCCCCGACUUCCCCAAUUCAGAAUUUCGUAUGAUUCUCCUCUUCUCCCCGACUUCCCCCAAUUCGGAAUUUCGUAUGAUUCUCCUCUUCUUCCCCGACUUCCCCCAAUUCAGAAUUUCGUAUGAUUCUCAAUUCUUCUUCCCCGACUUCCCCAAUUCGGAAUUUCGUAUGAUUCUCACUCUUCUUCCCCGACUUCCCCCAAUUCGGAAUUUCAUUUCGUAUGAUUCUCUCUUCUUCCCCGACUUCCCCAAUUCGGAAUUUCGUAUGAUUCUCCUCUUCUUCCCCGACUUCCCCAAUUCGGAAUUUCAAUUGAUUAUGAUUCUCACUCUUCUUCCCCGACUUCCCCCAAUUCAGAUUUCGUAUGAUUCUCUCUUCUUCCCCGACUUUCCCAAUUCAGAUUUCAUUUCGUAUGAUUCUCCUCUUCUCCCCGACUUCCCCCAAUUCGGAAUUUCGUAUGAUUCUCUCUUCUCUUCUCCCCGACUUCCCCCAAUUCGGAAUUUCAUUUCGUAUGAUUCUCCUCUUCUCCCCGACUUCCCCAAUUCGGAAUUUCGUAUGAUUCUCCUCUUCUUCCCGACUUCCCCAAUUCAGAUUUCGUAUGAUUCUCCUCUUCUUCCCCGAAUUUCUUCCCCAAUUCGGAAUUUCAUUUCGUAUGAUUCUCCUCUUCUUCCCCGACUUCCCCAAUUCGGAAUUUCGUAUGAUUCUCCUCUUCUUCCCGACUUCCCCAAUUCGGAGAUUUCGUAUGAUUCUCACUCUUCUCCACUGGGGAAUUUCUUCUCACCCGACUUCCCCAAUUCGGAAUUUCGUAUGAUUCUCUCUCUUCUUCCCCGACUUCCCCCAAUUCAGAUUUCGUAUGAUUCUCACUCUUCUUCCCCGACUUCCCCCAAUUCAGAUUUCAUUUCGUAUGAUUCUCCUCUUCUCCUUGACUUCCCCCAAUUCGGAAUUUCGUAUGAUUCUCCUCUUCUUCCCGACUUCCCCCAAUUCGGAAUUUCGUAUGAUUCUCACUCUUCUUCCCCGACUUCCCCCAAUUCGGAAUUUCGUAUGAUUCUCUCUUCUUGUCAAUUCGGAUUUCGUACUUCUCCCUUCUCGAAUUCCCCAAUUCGAUUUAUGAUUCUCCUCUUCUUCCCCGACUUCCCCCAAUUCGGAAUUUCGUAUGAUUCUCUCUCUUCUCCCUGA